Coniophora puteana RWD-64-598 SS2 is the source of this 1659-nucleotide messenger RNA. RefSeq lists its product as uncharacterized. Bases 1 to 1659 code for a protein of 552 amino acids. Lineage: Eukaryota; Fungi; Basidiomycota; Agaricomycetes; Boletales; Coniophoraceae. The record is from RefSeq and is a predicted model, not a curated record. The transcript has 2 exons.
AUGGGGAAUGUUUCUCACAGAUCAAACCUCCGCGAUGACAGUGGCACCCAUCUUCAGAAAACUUUCGUCAAGUCAAAGGUGAUGCAAACGACACUACCCCCUCCAGAGAUCCUGCAUGAGAUCUUCUUGUACUUCAAGCCCGUUGGGAUAGAUGCCAUAGAACCCAGGCGGAUGCUUGUAUCGCUUGCAAGAACAUGCAAAGCGUUCAAAGACGAAGCGAUCGCUGUCCUCUGGUCAUCGAUCCCCUUACGUGCUCUGUUCUACCCUCUGCCAUCCUGCGCCGUCCACAAGGAUGGUGUGGAUGGUCCUCCUGACUUUGAGGAUAUUACGAUUGAUCUAAAUAAUAGUAUUGGAAUCAAAUACUCCGCCUUGGAAUCACUAUUUCCUCCUCACUUGAUUGGCAACGAGACCUUUCCCAGGCUCACCGAUCUCAACCUUCCCUUCCAUGACGAUGACAUCCCAUGGCAUGUUCUACCGGUCUUUCUAGUUCCAACUAUACGGUCCAUACGCUUGCUAUCAUGCUCAGGGGGAGCUUUAAGCUUCGUAUCAUUGCUCUCAGAACGCUGUCCCGCACUUGAAUCUCUCAUUGUAUACAACCAACAAGAAAAUCUAUGGGCAGGUAGCAUCAGGGAUACGUUCGAAGCUGUGGUUCCACAACUACAGCAUCUCAAGGCAUACGACGGGCCACUGCUGUUGCAGCAUCCUCCGCGAGGACUAUCACACCUCCCAUCGCUUCAACGCAUCUCAUUGAACCUCUGCGCUCCUCUAUGGGGAGACCUUAGUGGGGAUGUUAGGCUCCCUUACAGAUCUCUUCCUUUCCCGGCUCUGUCAGAUGUCACGCUCGAGCUAGACUAUCCUCACAAAGCCAAAGUCUUCUUCGACGCCGUAGGUAGUCAGAGCCGCACACAAGAACCGCAACCACUGUCGACGACUGUCUACUUCCAUUUCGCCCCCUCAAUGGGCGAGGUCUUUGAAACUUGCACGACGUUAUCUUCGCACCCCCGUUUCACGCUCUCCUCCUUGCGACUUCUUCCACGCACUAAUCACAACGACGAUUACUACCCGGAUCUCGUGAUCACGCUCAACACAAUCCGUCCUCUCCUACAAUCGACAUCACUUACCAAGGUCGACAUCAGCGUGUCCCCGAUGGCAUCCUUCACGGAUGCCGACCUUGAAGAAAUGGCGAACGCCUGGCCCCACCUUGAAGUGCUCAAGAUCAACCAGGCCGUCGAAAGCUGGAACACAUCUCCACAGAUCACUCUUCAGGGUCUGCGCACCCUUCUCACUACCUGUCUGCACCUACGCCGGCUCGCUCUGGCUAUGUGUGUCCCCGCAUCCGAUCGCGAGAACGACGAUUGGCAGCUCGACCGCAUCAGUAACAUGGCUGAUCGCACAAACUCCGCAUUAACUUCAUUUCAUCUCCUCAACUCCCAGAUUGAAGACGACAUUCUCUUCUGCGUGGUCCUUUCAAAAAUGGCGCCGAAGGUCAGGGUCAACGCCCUCCCUUACGGAGUCGUGGCAGCAGACAUGGUGGCCCGGAAGAGGGAAGGAGGUUUUAGUGCGUAUAGCUGGGACGAGCUGAGUGAGCGUAUCUCGCGGUUCAUCCGAGGAGGCGAUCUGGAUAUACGCCUUUCGCAGAUAGAAAGGUCGAGGGCUUAA